Haemonchus placei is the source of this 351-nucleotide messenger RNA. Lineage: Eukaryota; Metazoa; Nematoda; Chromadorea; Rhabditida; Trichostrongylidae. The record is from the annotation of a GenBank genome assembly.
AUGAUCAUUGAGCGAUCAACCUCUGAAAGGGCGUCGCCGGUAGUCCUGGUGCGGAAAACGGUUCGAUCUAUGUGCAGCUAUUGCACGACGCCAACCCAGAAAUUGAUACGAUGCUGCAAAGCCUACAAGGUCGACGAUCUUCCUCAACUUGACAUGGAUUCGAGUUAUUGGCAAAUUCUCCUAUCGACUGCAGCAAAGGAGGCAGGUGCUUUAACGACGUUGACCACAUUACAUGCCGCGUUCCAUCGCUUCAUGGAUACACUGUUUCAUGGCUUGAAGAAUAAGGAGGUGUUUAUAUAUGUACAUCGAGGAUAUCCUUAUUGCCACGACUUCAGAAUCGAGACACUAUGA